This is a messenger RNA of Pleuronectes platessa (European plaice), 732 nucleotides long. RefSeq names its product gamma-crystallin S-1-like. The transcript is spliced from 2 exons. Lineage: Eukaryota; Metazoa; Chordata; Actinopteri; Pleuronectiformes; Pleuronectidae. Bases 1 to 732 code for a protein of 243 amino acids. Gene Ontology annotation, biological process: lens development in camera-type eye; visual perception. Gene Ontology annotation, molecular function: structural constituent of eye lens. The record is from RefSeq and is a predicted model, not a curated record.
AUGCUGUGCAAUCACACGGCCGCCCUUUCUUUCUUCUGUUUUUAUAAAGCAAAGUGGCUCGGCUCUGGCACAGCAGUCACCGGUGAUGCAGUCUCAUGCCAACACAGCCAUGGGCAAGGUAGAGGGAAUCAAACGCCGGGGCUUCCCCCGCACCUUCUACCCGCUGUGUGGUUUAUUGUGUUUAUUCAUCCUGUGCAACCUUUCCUUCCGCAGAUCAUCUUCUACGAGGACAGGAACUUUCAAGGUCGCGCUCACGAGUGCAGCAGCGACUGCGCCGACCUUCACUCCCUCUUCAACCGAUGCAACUCCAUCCGGGUGGAGAGCGGCUGCUUCAUGGUCUACGAGCGACCCAACUACAUGGGCAACCAGUUCUACCUGAGGAGAGGCGAGUACUCUGACAACCAGCGCACCAUUGGCAUCAACGACUGCGUCAGAUCUUGCCGUAUGAUUCCCCAGCACGGAGGUUCCUACAGGGUGAGGCUCUACGAACGCUUCGACAUGUCCGGCCAGAUGCACGAGCUGGUGGACGACUGCCCCAACGUGCAGGACCACCUCAGCAUGUCCGACUUCAACUCCUGCAACGUGAUGGACGGCCACUGGCUGCUCUACGAUCAGCCCAACUACAAGGGCAGGACGCACUACCUGCGUCCCGGGGAGUACCGGAGAUACAGCGACUGGGGGGGCGUCAGCCCGCGGGUUGGUUCCCUCAGAAGAAUCACUGACUUCAACUGA